AAGCUGGAAUAAUGACAUCGUUCGCGCUAGGUGCACGCGUCAUUCCCCAAAUAUGUUUAUUGCCUUUUAACGUCCCCUCCUCCCCCCGCCUUUUUUUUGGCCGGCCUUUAGCUAUUCCAGGGUUGGGAGGCGGAGGAGACAGGCAGACAGACAGAGACUGGCUCUGCUGGCGGAAACUUGCUCCCGCCAUUGGCGACGCUCCCUCCUCUCCUCCGAAGACCAAACAAAGCGAGAGGGACGGGAGCGACGGCUCCUCGGAGGGAAGGGGAGUCCUCGGCUGCUGCAAUCCCUGCCGCCGACAGCUCCGUGGAGAGUAACGAAAGCACCUUUCCCGGCGGGAAGCUUAAGGCGGCUCGGUUUUUUGUUUUUUUUUUGGUCUCGCGGGCGCCGAAAGGCCCGGGUUGACGAGAACCAGCCGCGGCGACGAGCCCUCGUAUACAUCCCCCCACUGCAUGCAGUUCAGUCGCGGCCAGGCGGGCUUGAGAUGCAAAAAUGUCUACAGAUGCUUCAAGACAAAAAGGAGUGUGGCGACAAACAAGAGCUCUUUUUUAUAAGAAUUGCUUAGUUAAAUGGAGAACCAAGAAGAGUAGCGUUCAGGAAAUACUGCUUCCACUUUUCUUUUUAUUCUGGUUAAUAUUAUUGAGCAUGAUGUAUCCAAACAAAAAAUAUGAUGAGGUACCUGAUUCUGAUCUUUAUUCUGUGGAUCACUCUAUUAUCUCUGAGUUUGUUGUUGGCUACACACCUGUGAACAAUAUGACGAGAAAAAUCAUGCACAAAAUGUCUGCAGAAUAUUUUACAGAAGGAAUCACUACUGAAGAAUUUCUGACUGAGCAAGAAAUGCAAGAGGCUACAUUUCGUAGUCCCCGAAACUUUGUGGGUGUAAUUUUUAAGGAUUCUAUGUCCUAUCAACUCAGAUUUCCUCCUGCAAAGGUUCCUGUUUCUGCAAUUCAUGUGGAAUCAAGAGCCAGUUGUCCAAAUCCUUCCAAGAUAUGUGAAGCUGAAACCUACUGGCGGUAUGGAUUUACAGCUCUCCAGAUCUGUAUUGAUGCAGCCAUUAUUCAGCUGAAGACUAAUCACUCAAUUUUGGAAGAACUAGAACAAACAAAAGCUGUCAUGAUGGGAGAAUCUGCUAUUUUGGAAAUAGAUAAUUUUCCUCGUGCAAUCAUUCUGAUUUACUUAGUGGUUGCCUUUUCGCCUUUCGGUUAUUACUUGGCAAUCCAUAUUGUGGCAGAAAAAGAGAAGAAAUUAAAAGAAUUUUUAAUGAUAAUGGGCCUUCAUGACACUGCCUUUUGGCUUUCUUGGGUCCUACUGUACACCAGUCUGAUAUUUGUCAUGUCUCUUCUUAUGUCGGUCAUUGCAACAUUUUCUUCGCUUUUCCCCAAAAGUAGCAGCUUUGUGAUAUUUCUUCUUUUUUUCCUGUAUGGAAUAUCCUCCGUUUUCUUUGCAUUCAUGUUGACUCCUCUUUUCAAAAAAUCAAAACAUGUUGGUACAGUUGAGUUUUUGUCAACCCUGGUUUUUGGUAUUGUGGGUCUAACAAUUUUCCUGGUAGAGGAUAUUCCAAAAUCCUUUGUGUGGCUGGUAAGCCCUCUGUGUCAAUGCACAUUUUUAAUUGGUGUUGCACAGGUUAUGCACUUAGAAGAUUAUGAAGAAGGAGUUAAUUUUUCAAAUUUAACUUAUGGACCUUAUCCAUUAAUUAUUGCUAUAUUGCUCCUAGCUCUUGACAGUGUGCUUUAUCUACUAUUAGCAGUUUACUUGGAUCAGGUUAUUCCAGGAGAAUAUGGAUUGCGUAGACAUUUUUUUUUCUUUCUCAAGCCUUCAUUUUGGUCAAAGAGAACAAAAAAUUACAAAGAAUUGUAUGAAAGCAAUAUUAAUGGGAAUUUAGAUUUCAAUGAGAUCAUUGAACCUGUAUCAUCAGAGUUUCAAGGAAAAGAAGCUAUCAGAAUCAACUGUGUCCAGAAAUCUUUUGUUAAAAAAGGUGAAACUGUGGAGGCUUUAAAAAAUUUAUCCUUUGAUAUAUAUGAGGGCCAGAUUACAGCAUUACUUGGACACAGUGGAACAGGCAAAACAACAUUAAUGAACAUUCUUUGUGGAUUGUGCCCACCUUCUGAUGGAUUUGCAUCGAUCUAUGGAUACAGAGUUUCUGAAAUUGAUGAAAUGCUGGAUGCCAGAAAGAUAACUGGAGUAUGUCAACAAAUAGAUGUCUGUUUUGAUGUAUUAACUGUGGAAGAAAAUUUGUCAAUAGUUGCUGCAGUUAAGGGAAUACCUCCCAAUUAUGUGAUCCAAGAGGUCCAAAAGAUUUUAUUGGAUUUGGAUAUGCAGCCCAUUAAAGAUAACCAAGCAAAAAAACUAAGUGGUGGACAGAAAAGAAAGCUGUCAAUCGGAAUUGCAAUUCUUGGUGAUCCGAAGGUGUUACUCUUGGAUGAGCCAACUGCUGGUAUGGAUCCAUGCUCCCGACAUACAAUUUGGAACCUCUUGAAAAACAGAAAAGCCAACCACGUGACAGUGUUCAGUACCCAUUUCAUGGAUGAAGCAGACAUUCUUGCAGAUCGGAAAGCUGUAAUUUCUCAAGGAAUGCUGAAAUGUCUUGGAUCUUCUCUUUUCCUGAAGACAAAAUGGGGAAUUGGCUAUCGUUUGAGUAUGCACAUAGACAGGUAUUGUAACACAGAAGCUACAGCAUCUGUCAUCAGACAGCACAUCCCUGGAUCAAGUUUGCUAAAACAGAACGAAGAACAGCUGAUAUAUGCAUUACCAUUUAAAGAUAUGGACAAAUUUUCAGCACUGUUUGCUGAUCUAGAUACCCAUGCUCAUUUGGGUGUUAUUUCUUACGGUGUUUCCAUGACAACCUUGGAGGAUGUUUUCCUCAAGCUGGAAGCCGAGGCAGAGAUUGACCAAGCGGAUUUUAGUGUAUUCAACUCAGAAAAUGUAGAAGAAGAAAUGGAUACAAAAUCUACUGAUGAAUUAGAGCAAAGCCUACUAAUGCUCUCUGAAGUAAAAUCUUGUGUAGUGAACAAGAAGUCUCUGUGGAAAAAACAAGUCACCACUAUGGCAAAGGUUCAUUUCCUGAACUUAAAACGUGAAAUUAAGUCAGUGACAGUGGUAUUUUUGUUAUUUACAGUGUUUCUUGUUGUUCAAAUUUUUAUGUUUGUUGUACAUCACUAUUUCAAAAAAGCUGUAGUCCCUAUACAGCUGUCUCCAAAUUUAUAUUUUCUUAAGACCAACGAAACCUAUGACAAGUACAAAACCAGUCUCCUCAUUCAAAACUCCACUGGGUCAAACAUCGAUGACUUAAUUAGUGCUCUUAGAAACCAGAAUAUACUGACAGAGGUACUCAGUGACAGUGAUUAUGAAUCAGCAGAUUUCCACAGUACAGCAUUAAACAACAGCGGAUAUGUGUCAUUUGCCCCACAUAGUGCAGCAUUACAUGUAUUUAAAGUAGACAAGAGUUAUAUCUUUACAGCUGCUUUUAAUCGCACCAUGAUACAUUCUUUACCUGUUAUGAUGAAUAUUAUUAGCAACUUCUAUCUAUACAGUUCAAACAUAACUGAAAAGAUCCAAGUUUGGAGUAACCCUUUCUUUCAAGAAAUCACUGACACAGUUUUCACUCUUGUGCUGUAUUUUGAAGCUGUCUUACUAGGAGUUCUUGUCACUGGAAUGCCAUCCUAUUUUGCCAUGGAGAAUGCAGAAAACCACAAGAUCAGAGCUUACACCCAACUUAAAAUCUCUGGACUUUAUCCUUCUGCUUAUUGGUGUGGACAAGCACUAAUUGAUAUCCCAUUAUUUUAUAUAAUUCUUCUUCUUAUGGUAGGAAGUUUAUUUGUAUUUCACCAUGGAGUUUAUUUUUUUCCUGAAAAGUUUCUUGCUGUGAUUUUUUGCCUUAUUGGCUACAUACCAUCCGUUGUUAUGUUUAAUUAUAUUGUCUCCUUCAGCUUUAAUGCCAUACAAAAUACCAAAGAAUUUUGGUCAUUUAUUUUUUCAGUGGCUGCUUUAGUUUGUUCUGUUGUCAUCGAAGUGGCCUUCUUUAUGUGGUAUUAUACAACAGCUGCUGUUCUUCAUGUUUGUUUUUCUAUUUUUGUUCCCAUCUAUCCUCUCAUUGGUUGUCUCAUUUCUUUUAUAAAGAUAGUGCGGAAACUGGAUAACAAGAUGGAGAAACAUUCAGAAAGAUUGUUGAUUUCUGUUGUAGCGCCAUAUUUGCAAUGUGUAGUUUGGCUCUUUCUUCUGCGUUAUCUUGAAAUGAAGUGCGGGGGGAAGUCGGUAAGAAAAGAUCCAUUUUUCAGAACACCUAUGAAGCCCAAGCCCCGGAAACUCCCGGAUGUGCUGCACGAUGAGAAUGAAGAUGAAGAUGUUACAGCAGAGAGGCUGAGGGUUAAAGAACUGAUCACUUGUCAAAGCUGUGAGGAGAAACCAGCGGUUUUAGUCCACUGUUUGCAGAAAGAAUAUGAUGAAAAGGGUGAUUUUCUUCUUGGAAGAAAAAUAAAGAAAGUGGCAACUAAUUGUGUAUCCCUAUGUGUUAAAAAAGGGGAAAUACUGGGAGUGCUAGGUCCAAAUGGAGCUGGAAAAAGUACGCUAAUAAAUAUUCUGGUGGGAGAAGUUGAACCAAAUUCAGGCCAGGUGCUGAUGGGAGACUUCAAUUCAGGUGAUAAUAAUGAGGAUGAUUCCAUGAGGUUUGUGGGGUACUGUCCACAGACAAACCCACUUUGGCCUGAAAUCACAUUACAGGAACAUUUUGAAAUAUAUGGUGCGAUCAAAGGAAUGAAUGAAAGUGACUUGAAAGAAGUCAUAAAAUGCAUCUCCAGUGCACUUGACUUUAAGGAGCAACUACAGAAAAAAGUAAAGAAACUUGGAGCAGGAAUCAAACGAAAGCUAUGUUUUGCCUUAAGUAUGCUUGGUAGUCCUCACAUUACUCUACUAGAUGAACCAUCUACUGGUAUGGACCCCAAAGCAAAACAGCACAUGUGGAAAGCCAUCCGAGCAGCCUUUAAAAGUAAAAAGAGAGCAGCUAUUCUGACUACUCAUUACAUGGAAGAAGCAGAAGCUGUGUGUGAUCGAGUGGCUAUCUUGGUGUCUGGAAAAUUGAGGUGCAUUGGUACAGUUCAACACCUCAAGACUAAAUUUGGCAAAGGAUAUUUCUUAGAAAUGAAAUUAAAAGAAGUUCCAGAUUUACAGAUGAAGGAACAGCUCCAAAGGGCAGUUUUGCGUAUCUUUCCCAAUGGAAGACCUCAGGAAAGUUUUAGGUCAAUUUUAUCAUACAAAAUCCCAAAGGAAGAUGUCCACUCACUUGCCCUGUCUUUUUCCAAACUUGAGGAAGCAAAACAUGCCUUUAAUAUUGAAGAGUACAGCUUUUCUCAAGCAACCCUUGAACAGGUUUUCGUGGAACUUGCCAAAGAGCAAGAAGAAGAAGACAGUUUUGGAACAUUAAAUAGCAUGCUUUGGUGGGAACGAACCCAAGGAGAAAGAGUUGUUUUCUGAUAUAUUCCAUGUAGCACACUUCAGCGUCUACAUUCUUCAGGCAUUGAAGAAUUCAGUUGAGAUUGACCACUUUCCUUCUUCCUGAGACUGUUUAUUGAUAUAUUUUCUCAGUCAAAAAGUGUUGGAGAUUUUUGCCUUUCCUAUCAGAAGACUGAGGAAUUGAUUUUGGCUUUCAAGAGACUUCCCAACAUUGAACUCAAUAGUUUUCUGAGGUGUGCUGGGAUCAGUGCAGCACCUCUGUUUUUUUUAUUUGUUGAGCACUAGCCAGUUUGUUUGUAGUCUUGUAUUCCAGUAAACUGCAGAAAUUAAUUUGUGCGUCAUGUCGUUUCAUUCCUGUUUGACCUAGCUCAUAAUUUCUGGCAUGUUUUCACUCUCAGAGCCUAUUUGCAAGGGAUUCAUGCUCUUUCCUCAGAAUGGGUAUCAAAGUUGCACUCUUUGCUCCAUCACUCUCGAAGGGCUCAUUGCAGGUACCACACAACCACUUUUCUCAGCUGGAAGAGUUUGUUCAAUCCAAAAUUUGGAGCCUUGCUACAAUGGUGGCUGCAGAUGAACAUUUUAGCCCAGGAGUUUGUACUUCUAAAGCUAGGGUUAUGUUUUCUAAAUCAUUAAGACUGUUCGUAGCAGUUUUUCUGUCUUCUGAGCCAGUCACUUUGUAUUUUCCACAGGAAAGGGAUUAUCCAUUAUCUUGAUGUUCCCUCAUUCUAAACAUUCUCACUUUUACAGCAAGAGGGAAGUAACAGCCAUUUUUUUCUCUUGUUCCCAAGAACCCCAUUGCAUUUCCUAAACGUUACACAAGCACUGAAGAUUAUCCUUUGCUUCCCUCAGCUCUUCAAAUGGUUUUCUUUCCUGUUCAUUAACAUUGGGACAAGGGAUGGUUAGACCUGUUUCAAAAACCUCAUUUGCAUGGUAGCAGAAAACAUACUUUUCAGAGAAUUGGUAUACCCCUUGCCCUCAUCUUUCAUAUUCAGUUUUGCUUAUAUCCCACUGAUUUCAUGAAUAACUUUUAUGUGAAUGUCAAAAUUGUUCUGAUUUUAAAACACAUUCAAUUUGCUGUACGAAAUCCUAAUAGUUAGAAUAAUAUAUUAGACUUUUAGUGGUAAAGUACUGUAGUAUUGUUGCUGCUAUUAUGUUAAAGUGCCUUGCUGGAACUUUGUUGCUUGUAAUAAAGCAUUCUAAAAUGUC
This is a messenger RNA of Pseudonaja textilis, 6648 nucleotides long. NCBI's taxonomy places the organism in Eukaryota, Metazoa, Chordata, Lepidosauria, Squamata, Elapidae. The record is from RefSeq and is a predicted model, not a curated record.